AUGGAGAAUCGGACCAAAGUGCGCCGACGGGUGCUGGCUUGCGCCCGUUGCAGAAGACGCAAGCUUUCGUGCGACUACAAGGUACCUGCGUGCACGCGAUGUGUCGAGGCUGGCGUGCAAUGCGUCGGCUUUGACUCUUCCACGCAGCAGGAGGCGCCGCGCAGCAUUGCAGACUUUUUGGAAGCCCACAUUGCUCGGCUUGAAGGCCAGCGUAGCCAGGCGCUGCUGCAGGCUCAGACUCAAGCGGGUGCCACCAUUUCUUCUCCCGCAGAUUCGUUGGAGUCUGAAGCCAAGACGGGCCACUACCGCCCAGAGAGAUGUACCUUUGCAGACGAGCUUGUGAACCAAGUCAUGGAGGAUAUCACGCCUUCCUUCCUAGGCAUCACAAAAGCCAGGCCUCUCCUCCAGUGCGUUGUCAGAGGCACCCGCCUUCCCUCGAAGAAAGGGCCCGUGGGCUCAAAUGACUUGGACGAGAACCAUCCGAGAUCCAUCCUCAACCCUCAAACCACCCAAGGACUUUUCCACAAUCUCAUGCCUGACGAGGUGGGCGCCAACACCUUGCUGCAGAACUAUCUCGACCGCGUCAUCACACAGUACCCGAUCUAUCACCGCGAUGAUGUGACAUCAGCAUUCAAUUCCAUCUUCCACAAGACGAAAUCAACGUCUGGCGAGGAUUCGAUCCGCAACCGCUACAUAGUCUGCAUCAUCAUGGCCAUCUCACUAACCACGAGUGCGCGAAACCAAGUACAGAAAGCUAAUGACACUGCUUAUCAACUCGUCAGGCACGCUAUGCAGUGGAUUCCAGACGUGGCCACAAAUGACAUACCAGGCUUGCAGGCCAUUCUAAUUCUAACGCAGUACAUCUUCCUGAACCCCAAAAUGGCUGACUUGUGGCUCCUGACCGGUCUCAUCAGUCAAGCUGUCAUUGAUCUUGGAUUGCACCAGGAGCUACCCAACCACCCGAGCGUAUCAGCCUACCAGCGCGAUAUGCGACGUCGUCUAUUCUGGUGUGCAUGGGAAAUGGAGGUGGGAGUAUGCUGCAUCUUUCUGCGUCCCACUGCCUUGCCCACAAGACGCAUCGAGGUUGCCUUUCCCCUGGAAAUUGAUGAUACGGCCAUCACUCAGGUCAGUGUGGACCUCUCUGGGCGCGUGUCCAAGUUCACCCAACGCAUCAUUUGUCGAUUUCGGCUUAUGGAAGCAGAAAUCGUUUCAGUGUUGUGGCAUGGUGCCGACUUGCCCCGUGAUUGCUCGUCCCUGGAGCAGUGGAUGCAAAAAUGCAACACUACCAUGGAGGAGUGGCACAGGGAGAUUUAUGCAUCCUCAAACGCCAACAGAGACCGAGGACUAGUCGCCCGAUGGCAUGAGAUGUUAUUGUACAGUGAAAUCGCAGUCCCUUACAUACGAGUAUCCCUGAAUCGGUCAUCCCGUCGGAUACCCAACCCAACCAUGCCGCAAAUGAUGGAUGCACUAGUUAGCGCUGUCAAGGUAGCUGAUGGCUACCUCAGGCAGUCUGAAGGUGAAGCUGGCAAGAUCAAAUACGUCUUCCAUCCCUGUCAUCAUGUUUUCAACUGCGCGCUGGUCUUCCUCCAGGGUCUGCAACGUUGCAAGCAGCAAGUCGCCGCAAGCUAUUCGUGGCAGCAGGUCGAGGAAUGGAUGCUCCUCUUCUCCAAGUGUUUUCUGGCCAUUGCUGAGCGAUGGGCCGCGGCAAAGCGAUGUCUUGAGGAGUACGAGCGGUUGUUGGCCCCCAUCAAGAAAGAGUACGAGGAAUUCUUGGCCCAAAAGGCAAGGCUACUCCCACCAGCCCUGCGUCCAGAGGUAUCAAUGACUGGCCUUGGCGAUUUCGCAUUGCCAGUCGCCACCCCAACAGAAGUUGAUGAGGCGUACAAUCACUGGAACGUUUACAACCCGACGAGAGGAGCCACAGUUGAUGGUGUUGAAUUGCUCACAGGUCCAACACUCAAUAAUGUCCCCCCAAGGAACUGGAACGCAGAAUUUGCUCUCGAUUGA
Molecule: messenger RNA, 2007 nt
Organism: Plenodomus lingam JN3
Lineage: Eukaryota; Fungi; Ascomycota; Dothideomycetes; Pleosporales; Leptosphaeriaceae
Source: RefSeq, a predicted model, not a curated record